GCACGCUCGCCUCGAACCCCUUACUUCUCCUGUCAGUGCAAUUGUUGAUAUCAGAGCUAGGACCGUGAGCAGGUUUUUUACUUGUGCAGGGAUAUUGCUGUUCAGUCAGUUUGUCGUUACGGUUUAAAUGAGAACAGCAUUUGCAAAUUUCAAAACAAGUUGCCAUGAGAACUUUUUCAAUUACAAACCGCUCAGGGUUCACCUCUGAGCUCCACUCGGCAAAGAUGCAUGUGUGAUAGCUCGCCAAUGUUAGCUCGCAAGCUAGCCUUCACUGCUAGAAGCAAAGUCCGUGUUCUUACUUGCGGCAGCCUGGGAGUCGUUCAACCCGUUUAAAGCAUGGAGAAGAUUAAGGAACAGCUCAUCUAUCUUCAAGACCCUCACAUGGUCGCACGCUUUCAGUACAUUUGCGGGGUGCGAGGGACGUUUUCGAGAACUACCUCCGCCGGCGGUUCAACCUCCGACGGUGUCAAGGCGGCGGACCGCACUCGCACGCACAACAACGGGGCUUGCCAUCACCAUGUCACCGGGGAAACCCGGAGGGAGAACGUGGCCGUUAUGGGAGCCGGGGAAGGGGAGAAAGUCCCGACGACGGAACGAGAAGUUCGGAGAAGGAUUGCGGAUCUAAACGAGGCGAAAUGCGUCAAACACGACCGCGAAAACGCCUUGCUGAAUGGUUCAAUUGCGACCGCCGGCGGAGAAACGGUCGGUGCCCCCGUCGUUGGGUCGGACGUACCCGGGUCGUCGGGCUCGGAGGACGGCCACGUCUCGUGUCACGGUCGGGGCAGCACCGUAAAACCCCUCCGCAGAAAUUCUCUAACCGGGGACGCGGGACAGGAGUUCGUGAUCGAGAACAGGCUGCUGUACUACUUGUUCACGUUUGGAACGGAGUUGGGCAACGAGUUAUUUUACAUCAUUUUCUUCCCCUUCAUCAUGUGGAACGUGGACCCGUUCGUCAGCCGCCGGCUGAUUAUGGUGUGGGUUUGGGUGAUGUACUUGGGGCAGUGCACUAAAGAUGUCAUCGGCUGGGCACGACCCGCUUCUCCACCUGUGGUCAAAGUGGAGAUGUUUUAUAAUUCAGAAUAUAGCAUGCCUUCUACACACGCCAUGUCGGGGACUGCCAUCCCUUUCUCCUUGUUCUUCAUGACCUACGGCCGCUGGGAGUACCCGUCUGCACUGGGCUUCAGCUUGGCUCUCUGCUGGUGUCUGCUGGUCUGUACCAGUCGAAUCUACAUGGGAAUGCACUCGGUUUUGGACGUUAUCGCGGGCUUCCUGUACAGCGUCCUCAUCCUGCUCUUCUUCCUGCCGGCGUUGGAUCUGAUCGACCACUUCAACUUGACCAGCAGCUACGCUCCGCUGGUCAUCAUCUCCCUUCACCUGGGCCUGGGCCUGCUCUCCUUCACGCUGGACACCUGGAGCACCUCGCGGGGCGACACCGCCCAAAUCCUGGGCACCGGCGCCGGCGUUGCCCUGGCGUCCCACGUCAACCACCACCUGGGCCUGAUGCCCGACCCGACCCCAAACCAGCUGCCUUUAACUAUGCCCGUCCUCAGCGCCGGCCUCCUGGGCACGGCCAUGCUGCGGCACAUCCUGGGCGUGCUGGUUCUGGUGGCCACUCGGGCCCUGAUGAAGGCCGUCACCAUCCCGCUGGUGUGCUGGGCGUCCGGCGUGCCCGGCGGCGACGUGAGGAAAGCCCGGCAGCACAUGGAGGUGGAGCUACCCUACCGCUACAUCGUCUACGGGGCUGUUGGGUUCAACGUGCUCUUCCUGGUCCCGCUGCUCUUCUAUUACUUGCAGCUCUGAGCGGACGCUAACUUUGGCGGGCGGUUAGCCGGUGGCCAGAAAAAACUGUGAAGUGACACGCAAAGGUAUUAUCUCCUUACCUCUUGCUACUUCUCGUCGUCCACCAUCCCCUUUGUGGUCAAAGGUAAUGGCAAUGGGACCAAUGAAGGUCAAUUAAAACCUGAACUCAUCUGGAUUAAAAACGUCUGAUCAGAUAGUUUUUUGUUUUUUUGUCCUGUUUGCUCAGAUUAGCUUUGAGCAUGACUGAAUCAGGAAUGGCCUGCUGAUUUAAUAGUUUCAUUUUUCAAUGACCUCAGCUUUUUCAGUUCAACCUGUGGCAGACCGAGAAAUGCCUGAUGGGAUGCGAUCAGAAAUGUAAAAUUACUAAUUAAUAUCGGCAAAGAAACGUGUUUACAUGACGUACAUUUUUGCUAAUCUUCUGCACAAAAGGCUCUUUGAGCUUCUCGGGAAGCUAUCUCUCAACUCUCACUCAACUCUCCAAGCAAUAUAACGAUUAUGAUUAAUAGACAAACCGAUAUUUGAAUGUGUUUGAGAGUAUUCAACUACAUUUAUGUCAAAUUGGCAAAAGAAAAAACAAUGGGAGAGAGAUUUUGCAAGGGAUAAGAUUGUUAGUCAGUCACUACUGAUAAACUCCAUCUUUUUUUCUCUCUUCAUAUCCUAAGCAGUCUCAAAACUAAAUGUAACCAGCCAACAAUAGCAUGCAGUGUUUUCUUUGAACACUGUUUCCUUUCUUAUUCAGACACGUUCAUGUCUGGCAUAUGCUUUGAGAUUAGAUGCUUUUUAUAUUAGGCGCUGGGGGAAAAAAUGACCGGGCACAUACUGUAACAUUCAGAGGUAAGACAGUAAUACUUUGUUUAGAAAAAGUACUAUUUGCUCUCUUUUUAUUCGUUGGACUGUUCAUCUCAGGGUGUUUUUUUUUUAAAUAUAUAAUGGAAAAAGUAUCAACCAUAUAAAGAAAUUUGCACAAAAUUUUGUUUUCAGCCCUACUUGUUGGGAUUGGAACAUGAGACCAAGGGUGUUUGUGUCACCAUUGUCAUUUCAUGUUAGAAUUUAUUUCCCCUGUGACAUCCAUCAAUAUUUGAUUUUCAUGCACUGUUUUAGUUUUAUGGACCAGUUAAGAAGGUAGACUUUAGUUUUUGCUUGAGGGUUCACGUUUUUUUUAAAUUGCUUUUAUUAACAGAAUACUUUUUUUUUUUUAAAUACCACAGUCCCUAAUGGUUAAAGGUCAUAAUUUUUAGUCAUUCUGAUAUCAGCAUCAACAAAAUAACCAUACAGGCAAAAAAAGGACCAUGAUUUCCUUUAGGUUCUGGCAAAUAAUACGUUUUCAUUGAUUGUUUUUUAAUUGUAGCCUUGUCUAAUUAACAAUAGCAAAGCUUUUGUUUAAAUUACAGCAAUAGUAAGUGUAAUGUAUUCAAUAUUUGUUUGGAAAUGUCAGUUUUUUUUGCAUUCUGACCGCACAAACAGUGAAACAGCCCAGACCACGUGGCCUUUCUUCUUAAUGGUCUUUGGUCAUUUGCUGCUGACCCAUAGGGUAUAACAGACCACCUUCACAAGGCUAAAAUGAGCCUUUUCAAAGAGUAUUCUGAAACUCAGAAACACAUAUGCUCCAUCACAUAGGGCAAAAAAAUAUAGCCUAUGUAUUGUUGUUUUGUUUGUGUUUUUGUAAUGGUUUUCUCUUUUCUUCUAAAACAUAACAUUUUAUGAACAUUAUUGGGAAAUGUUCCAUCGAGAUAGCUUACAUUCUGUUGAUAGCUGUUAUUGAAUUUUUAAAUCUUUCAUACUUUAGUUUUAAGAUUAUACCGAUUACACAAUUUAGCAGAUGGAGUUUUUGAAAAUUCUACUAGACUUCCCUUUAAGCUCAACACCGUCUAACCAAAUCAUGAUGCCACUCCUAUAAUAGACCACUUGCUUAAUGAAGGAGUGGGAAGGAAGAAAAGUUGAGCUUUUCCAUGUUGAAGGAGGCCACAAGCAGAGAUAAAUCGCAUAUUGAUCUGUGGUCAUAUCCUCUGGUAUUUAAGUGCCCUUUUUGAGAAUAAUUCUGGUAAUGCGUUCUCAUGCUGCCGCGUUCUUGUGCAUUUCACUUCUCAAUCAUAGAGGAAGCAUUCGUUUUUUUUUUUGUCUUAAUUGGCCCGCUAAGCUGUCUUUAAUGUUGUAUUUUUAUUUUGGUUGUUUGUCUUGCCUCUAUGGUACUCUUUUAAAAUGAAUGCACUGUUCCCAAAAUGCACUGUUUCUUCCUUUGAGCCAGGCAGAAAAGGGUGACAUUGAAACUUUAGUAUCGAUAGGCCAUAUUUUGGUUGAUGAAAUCAGUCACAGAAUGAUAGCAGACUGGCGUUAAGUUUUCUUGGUUUUGAUUGAAUGACUACGUUUUUUUAUUUUCAAGAAUUAAGAAAUCUGUAUGGCUAUUCAUCUUGACAACACCGUUUGGAAUUAGUUUAUGCAUGUAUGGCACAUAAUUUUCUUGUCAUGUAUAUAGUUUUCACCAUAAGAAAAUGGAAAAGUUGUGUUUUGUUGUUUUAUUUUCUUCUGAGUUAAUACAUUUUUGGACUAUAAAAUAAAUAACGAGAACCACCCUCAUUCUUUUAAACCAGAGGCACCCACAACAUGCAUGCAGCUAUGUGCCAUCAUGGCUUAAUUUAAUAGAUUAACUUUACCUGUAAACAAAACCAGCUUAUUUUUUCCAACUUAUUAUCUUGUAUAUUGUUCAGUUUCUGCCGCAGACAACAUCUAAAUUCAUACAACUACAAUAGUGAUUCCUUCAUAAUAUCUUCCCCUGUGCCAGUUACAGCAAAUGUGUGUCCCUGUUUGUGCUGCAGUGUAAUGUUGUGCACAUUAAUCUAAAUAACAUUUCAGUCACGGCAGAUCUGAAUUCUGAUAAUAAAAGUUCAAACUUUUCUAUGAUGAUGUUUCUGCUGUUAGAGGGAGAGCUUUUGAGGAACUGCUACUUAAGACUAAACAAAACUCCAUGACACCAUAAAAAUUACCACUUUUUUUUAGAUUUCACGCUCCGUGGUUUUUGAAAUAUUGAUCAAGUCUAAAAUUGCAAAUGUAACUUGCUGUAGCCCAAUAAUAACUUGCUAUUGUCUAUGCUGUUCAUUGUAAUUACAAUGGAUAACAAACUGCAUAUACUUGGAUCUUUGACUGUUUAAAAAAUGGCAUAUUAAUGCUUCAUUGACAGGGAAAUUAAAUAGUUGCAUAUUUUGCAUAUACUUUCUUUCGGAUUUAUGGUUCUGCUCACUUAAAACACUUGGUUUUAUUGUGAUUGUUGGAGUUGUCUGACUUGACCUAUUUGAGAAUUUAAAAGGUUAAAGUGUGUGGCAUAUAGUUUUUGUUAGCCAAAAUCCUCUCCACUAUUCCCCUUAAUGCCCUGAUUUUUGAGGACCUUCUGAUUCUUUUCUUGUUUUCGUGAAAGAGUAUCGGUUCACCCUGUGCUGUAGGGCUGCUUUUUGCACUUUGUAGCUAUAUAUAGAUGUUUCUUUUUAAUGUAACAAAAUAUUUUAGUUUCUAUGGUGUUGCUUUUUAUUCACUGCCUUCACUCAAACUUGCAGGAAACAUAUUAUCAGCUUACCUUUUGUCAAAAGUAUUUCAAUUAGAAUUGCAUUUUUCCUCUUGUGAAUCCAGGUUUUCAUUCCAAAAUGCCUUAAAUCAUGUUUAGGAAAUCUAGAAGACAAAGUGAUUUAGAAUUCUUCCUUUAAUAAUCAGAGCCUUCAAAAAUCCUGAUUUCACUUGUUCACUCUUGUUCUGAUUGGGCAGAUUUGAACAUAGAAUUGCAGUUUUACAGUAUUCUUUUAUACAUACUGUAUUUGCAGGAUUUUAUAUUCCAUAUUUUCCUAUGAUUUGAAAUAAAGUAUGUGUUUCUGUUUGUGUGAAAUUAACUGAAAUAAAAAAAAAAUGAUAACGA
Molecule: messenger RNA, 5698 nt
Organism: Menidia menidia (Atlantic silverside)
Lineage: Eukaryota; Metazoa; Chordata; Actinopteri; Atheriniformes; Atherinopsidae
Source: the annotation of a GenBank genome assembly